Messenger RNA from Columba livia (rock pigeon), 1475 nucleotides. RefSeq names its product serine and arginine rich splicing factor 3 (gene SRSF3). Gene Ontology annotation, molecular function: RNA binding. The record is from RefSeq and is a predicted model, not a curated record. The transcript is spliced from 6 exons. Gene Ontology annotation, cellular component: nuclear speck. The coding region runs from base 302 to 787 and encodes 161 amino acids. Gene Ontology annotation, biological process: mRNA splicing, via spliceosome. NCBI's taxonomy places the organism in Eukaryota, Metazoa, Chordata, Aves, Columbiformes, Columbidae.
UUUGUCCAGUGAGGAAAAGCGGAGCGGGAGUCUCGUUGAGGGUCGAGUCGGCUACGAAUUUAGCGCGGGCACCCUUCGGGCGCCCUCCCUCUUAGCAUCGCGAUGCAUCGUGACUCUUGUCCACUGGACUGCAAGGUUUAUGUGGGUAACCUUGGAAACAAUGGCAACAAAACUGAAUUAGAGCGAGCUUUUGGCUACUAUGGACCACUGCGCAGUGUAUGGGUGGCGAGAAAUCCUCCUGGUUUUGCCUUCGUGGAAUUUGAAGAUCCACGAGAUGCAGCUGAUGCAGUCAGAGAACUAGAUGGAAGGUUUUGUUCUGCACGCAGACUUGUUCCCUGGCCAUGCUAACCGCUGUCAGUCUCUUUCCCCAGAACCCUGUGUGGGUGUCGUGUCAGAGUGGAGCUUUCCAACGGUGAGAAGCGCAGUCGGAACCGUGGGCCACCUCCCUCCUGGGGCAGACGUCCUCGAGACGACUAUCGCAGAAGGAGCCCUCCUCCCCGCCGCAGAUCACCGCGAAGGAGAAGCUUCUCUCGUAGCCGCAGCAGGUCCCUCUCCAGAGACAGAAGAAGAGAGAGAUCACUCUCUCGGGAGAGGAAUCACAAGCCUUCUCGUUCCUUUUCCAGGUCUCGCAGUCGCUCCAGGUCAAAUGAGAGGAAAUAGGACUGUGAGGAGGAGCUGUGUACAGGGAGUCAUGAGAUCUGAGGACAGGAGGAGUAUGUACAGAAUGUUAUUUUGUUUUGAAACUUCAUCAAAGCUUGGUGCAUUUUUAAAAUGUUUUAGCUGUUGAACUUGCUUUGUUCCUUGUAUCUUGUAACAGGUGGCAAAUGUAAAGAUGUGAAUCUGUAUAUGGUUCGGAGCAGAUCAUAUGAUUUGUAAUAUUAAUCGCUUCACAAUGUACCAUUAUACAUCUUUUUUUUAUUUGUGCUGAACAGUAGGCAGUUUGUCUUGCAUAGAUAGAAGGAUGUUCCUGGUUCUGCUGCGCUGGGGUGUGUUUUGCUGGGGUUCAGCAUGCAUUGAAGAGGGUUUGUUGCGGAAGCGUGGCCGUGAACAGCGUCCAUCUGCGCGGAACCAGCCGUAGGGCUCCGUAGGACGGUUCUCAGAAACGGGCCGGAACGUCGAGCCAGUAGCGUGGGAAGGGAAUAACUGAGCUGCAGUUUUAUCCAGGGCUCUAGUUCUGACUUCGUUACCUGGAACUGAGCUACUUUAUAUUAUGUGAAAUAUAAAUUUUUAGCCGUAGGGUCAGUUAAUUUUGUACUUCAUGUGACUAGAGUACUUAAAUAGAUGAUUGUUUGACCAUCUAUUCCAGAACCUCUGAUAGACCAAAUACACAGCAGAACUGACAACUGGAGUGGAUGUGUUGGGUGUGUAAUGGUACAUUGUAGUAGUUGUUCAACAUUUCUUUACUGUACAAGAAUUUUCAUGUCACUUGUAAAAUGUCUUUUGUGAGAUCCUUGGGAUUAAAGUUUUGGUUACAA